AUGUUGCAACAACGAAACUCUACCAUCACCCCAUCAUCAUCCAACAACAACCCUCCUCAUCAGAAUAAUUACACCAAUACGGAUGAUGAGAAUCACUCCAAACAACAACAACAACAUGUCGGUGAUGAACUUUUCGAUAUUGAAAAGAAUAUGCCGUCAUCAUCAACACAACGUUCCGAGAGUUUUUCAUCAGUAUCAUCAUCAUCAACAAGACAAUACGAUCAAAUUAAAACAUCAACACUUCCGCGUAGGAUUGGAGGCAUGUUGAGAAGUUUGCUCUGUACUCGAAAGGGAUUAUUCAUUCUCCUAUUAAUUGUUUUUAUAAUUUUGUUCAUAUUGAGAUGGUUUAUUUAUGUGUAUAAUGGACCUGAUUGGGCCGUAGAGAUGGCAGGUCCAGUCUAUGCUAAUAAGAAUAAGGAGAGUUUGUAUUUGGUCAAGACGAAUACAAAUCCUUCAUUCUUGAUUUUGACACUAUCUCCGAAGAGUGAUGUUUGGAUUUCUAAUCAAUUAGUUCGUAGAGGAUGGUGGGAAAGUGCUAUUGAAAAAACAUUUGAGGAAGUGUUGGAUGACGUAUUCAAGAAACCAAAUGUUGAGUGUAAUAUGAUUGAUGUGGGUGGAAAUUUAGGAUUCUUCUCCUUGUUGAGUGCAGCUUAUGGAUGUCAAGUUUCUACUUUUGAAGUUCAACCUGAAAUGGUUGAGAGAAUUAAAGCUUCUGCUACAAUUAAUGGAUUUAAGAAUAUUCAAGUCCAUAAUAAUGCUGUAACUAGUGUAAGUUUUAGCAAUAAUUCAUCUAUUUAUUCACAAUUAUUUAACAUUUUGCAAUGUGGAAAUUAA
Naegleria gruberi is the source of this 834-nucleotide messenger RNA. RefSeq lists its product as uncharacterized. NCBI's taxonomy places the organism in Eukaryota, Heterolobosea, Eutetramitea, Acrasida, Naegleriidae. The record is from RefSeq and is a predicted model, not a curated record. The transcript has a single exon. Bases 1 to 834 code for a protein of 277 amino acids.